This is a messenger RNA of Elephantulus edwardii (Cape elephant shrew), 861 nucleotides long. RefSeq names its product THO complex 7 homolog (Drosophila) (gene THOC7). Gene Ontology annotation, cellular component: THO complex part of transcription export complex. The transcript has 8 exons. NCBI's taxonomy places the organism in Eukaryota, Metazoa, Chordata, Mammalia, Macroscelidea, Macroscelididae. The record is from RefSeq and is a predicted model, not a curated record. Gene Ontology annotation, biological process: mRNA processing; mRNA export from nucleus. Bases 1 to 861 code for a protein of 286 amino acids.
AUGAUCCGCAGUGUGCUCCGGAAGCGAGUAUCCCCACGCAGCAGACAGCGCUUCUCACCGGUCCCCACCCCCUUCACUUUCAACUUCCCCUUAACUGGGACAGUCACUCGGGACUUUCAAACGAAAUCAAGUGGGAGACACUCAGCAGCCCCCGCCAUGAUCACCGCCGGGGCUUUGGCUUCGCCCGGGACUGCGCGCCAGGGCGGACCCCGAGGCGGACAAGUUGGGGUCCCCCACACUCUGCUCAGAGCCCCGGAGAGAAGAGACGAAGUCAUCCGGAAGCGUCUCCUAAUUGAUGGGGAUGGUGCUGGAGAUGAUCGGAGAAUUAAUCUGUUGGUGAAGAGUUUCAUUAAAUGGUGCAACUCUGGAUCCCAGGAAGAGGGAUAUAGCCAAUACCAACGUAUGCUGAGUACACUGUCACAAUGUGAAUUUUCCAUGGGCAAGACCUUGCUUGUAUAUGACAUGAAUCUCAGAGAAAUGGAAAACUAUGAAAAAAUUUACAAAGAAAUAGAAUGUAGCAUCGCUGGAGCACAUGAAAAAAUUGCUGAGUGCAAAAAGCAAAUUCUUCAAGCAAAACGAAUACGAAAAAAUCGCCAAGAGUACGAUGCUUUAGCAAAAGUAAUCCAGCAUCAUCCAGACAGACAUGAAACAUUAAAGGAAUUAGAAGCUCUGGGAAAAGAAUUAGAGCAUCUUUCACAUACUAAAGAAAGUGUUGAAGAUAAGCUGGAAUUGAGACGGAAACAGUUUCAUGUUCUUCUUAGUACCAUCCAUGAACUUCAGCAAACACUAGAAAAUGAUGAAAAACUCUCAGAGGUAGAAGAUGCUCAAGAAACAAGCAUGGAAUCUGAUCCUAAGCCAUAG